AUGAAGCUUGCAGCAGCCUUUACUGGGAUAGUUUUAGGCUCUGUGCUUGCUGCUCCGGUAUCUAGUGCUUUUGGUAGUUAUUCACGCUCCCACUCAAACGCAAACUUCUCGCUGGAUACGGAUACAGCUGCACACGCUCUUUUCGGAGUUAGGCCUGACUACCGAAAUGAGGUGCUUAAGCUCCAUCGCUUCGGGGACGACGAGAUGGCACGGAUCCUUUUCAUCAAGGCAUUGGAAGAGAAGGGAGCGUACAAGGUACUAGAUGAGCUCGAGAGGCAGGAUAGCUGA
Messenger RNA from Wallemia ichthyophaga EXF-994, 288 nucleotides. RefSeq lists its product as uncharacterized. Lineage: Eukaryota; Fungi; Basidiomycota; Wallemiomycetes; Wallemiales; Wallemiaceae. The coding region runs from base 1 to 288 and encodes 95 amino acids. The record is from RefSeq and is a predicted model, not a curated record. The transcript is spliced from 2 exons.